CUGAAUCCCGUGACGGCAUGACGAGGCUUGACCUCGAUGGCCCUGCCGCUCUGUAACUUGACUCGUGCGGGCGGCGGCGACAACAGUCGUCGCGCAUGUGCGUGGCAGACUGCCCCAAUUCCAUUCUGCAACACAUCAUCGUUCGACUGGGCUGCGAUCUGCUCUCAGCACCACAGCACGAACUGGCGCUGCUGCGGGUUGGCUCGUCUCGACGUGGACGGCGUGGCGUUCAUGUGGAGCAUCUUUCUUGUGCUCGCCGUGGCGUUUUCUUGGUACUCGAACAUGGUCCAGGAAUUUCAGUCGAGUGUGGACGACCUCCACGAUAUUCCCACACAAGCUCUUGGCGUGGUUGUGGCCCGGCAAAAAAAACACGUACUUGGCCGUACUAUCCACGACCCUCGCCGCAUCUGGGUCAUCCUGUCCAUCGUGAUCGAGAUCGGCGUGUUCAGCUACGUUCCGCUGCAGCUCAUCUUGUACGACAUCACGACGCCGUCCCCUACGGACGUCGCAUGGGAGUAUCAAGUCGCCAAGUUUGCCGCGUUUGCCGCCGUCCUCGUCGUCGACGUGUUCCGCCCCCGCCGCAUGGAGCGUGUGCUGACCCACGUGAUUCGCCCGCUCGUGUACGAUACGGGCUACACGACGAUCCUGUACGCGAUCAUCGACAUUGGCGCGUGCAGCAGCGACAUGGACUCGCUGACAUUUCCCGACGGGUCGACGUGCGCGCACCCCGAGCGGUAUUGGCACUUUGUCGUAGUCGCGUCCAUGUCGUUUGCCGUGUUCUUCUGGCGUACGUCUGCAUGUUUGGACGAUGACGCACGAGGAGUCGGUCACUGUCUGGACAAACUAGGCACGUUGCUGUACAAGAUGCACUUUAGCGACCAAGUGUUUGCCGUGCGCUUCCGCUUCCAGACGUCGUACUAUACCCUCAUGACGUACUGCCGGACUGCGUGCUGCCUCUUUUUCAUCACGAUUCAAAAGUUUAUCUUGUACGUCGACGACAACCUGGUGUACGUGGCCGCGGCUCUCGUCAACUUUGCCAUGUUUUACCUGCUUCUGCGGUACAACUACAAGCAUCAACCGUGCCUUGGCGUGGGUAAGCUGCUCAACACGUUGCGCAGUGUCGCGUUUGCGAUGUCGUGCUACUUUUCCGUGUACUUGGGCGCGUUGUCGGUGUACCACAUUGCCCGUGGCACGCCCAUUGACAAAGACCUGGCGUCGGCGGAGGGCGUGGUGUCGUGGUGUGUGCUCGCGAUGUCGUUUGUGUUUUUGGGCGUUGUGUGGCGGAUAAACGACCGCCGCGCGAGUCUGUUUGAAAUCCCAAACAUGUCGCUCGAAAAAGCGCUCGACCACCCAAACCACCGCGUCAAGGCCGUGGCGGCCGUGUCCUUGACGCUCGAAGAUCAAUCGCAGUGGAGCGUCAAGUACAAGGCAAACUUGGUCGCCAAACUGCACGACAACCUUAACGUGCUUGACCAUGACGACCGCGACAUGACGUUGCUGUACACGUGCCAGGCCAUGUGGACGCUCUGGCGCAACUACUUCACCAUGGCCGCGGGGGUCCACGAAGGCAGUGGGGCGUCGGUGUGCUUGCCGUUCGGGCUAUGGGAAGCUACGAGUCGCUUCAAGGGCGUGCAAAAGAUGCAUGUCCAAGCCAAAGUGGCCGACGUCCUGCGCGAGAAAUUCUGUUCGUUCAAGCCGACGGGAGGGCUUGUACUGAAACACCUCGUCGACAGCAUCAUGACAACCCACACCGCCAUGCAAUCCAAUGCGACGAUGGAAUUUUGGUCGUACAGGACCGACCCCGUCUCGGACGAACGGCUACGAAAGAUCGUCGCUGUCGUUGUCGACCUCGUCCGGUCGACGUACGCCAAGACGCGGUAUGCCGCCGCCAAGAUUCUCCAUGACAUGUACACCAUGUCCGCUGUCCAGCUGACCGACGUCACGAUGAUCUAUGUGCUGUGCACGAUGGUAUCACGUCCAGACGGCGCGCUCACGAUCCCGACAGCCCGAACCUUGUGCAAACUGUACGCGCUGCACUGGAAACACUCGGAUCGGUCCAAGCCCCACUUUGUCGAGCGGCUCAACAUGCAGCACCUGUCGCAGUUUGUCGCGUCCCACCGCCACACGUUGGAAUCGACAGUCCUCGUGGGCGGCGUGAUGCAAAUCCUGUUCGAUUGCACCAAGUGGAUCGAGCACAAGCAAGGGCGAGAAGACCCCGCGGUGCACUUUAGCGCUGCCUUCAUCGCCAACUUGAUCCAAGCACAGGCGCACGUGGCACACAAGGCCACAGUCGGCGUAUUCUUUCUCGUGGAUGACAUCGUGAUGUCCAUUCGCGCCACGUGUCUGCGGCACAUGCAGCGGGUCGACGCGAUGCGAACCCUUCGCACAUCCGCCACCAGGGUAAUGCACACGGCCCGCGUGGUCCCAGAGGCGCCGGUAGCCGGGCCAAGUCUUCGCCCUGUCCAUCACCAUCUGAUCCACUCGUGGGGCACAGUCACGAAGCAAGCGACAAGAGCCCACCGCCUCACCCUCGUGGCCCCAGCUGUCGUCGAAGCCGCUCGAAAGCGCUCGCAACUGCGGGAUUCCAUCCGGGCUACCCUGACAGCGCUGGUCGAAGAAGGGUACGACAGACGGGUGGCCGCAGAUGCCCUUUCGUCGCAGUCAUGCUUUGGCCUGGUGACAGCCAUGCAUGCGUGGAUGCGAUACCCCUUGGUCGUCGAAGAAGCCCUGACCCACUUUGCCGAGGGCCACGUUGCAUAUCUCGUGGACCUGCUCCACUCCAAGAUCCAACACAGCGCAAGACCGAGGCGGACAUCACGCAACCUCAUGCCACCUAUUUAACCAAUACUGCCAUCGUUCUCCA
Molecule: messenger RNA, 2863 nt
Organism: Aphanomyces invadans
Lineage: Eukaryota; Oomycota; Saprolegniomycetes; Saprolegniales; Verrucalvaceae
Exons: 4
Coding region: 37-2841 (934 amino acids)
Source: RefSeq, a predicted model, not a curated record